GCGCAAUUUGAUUGGCCCGCCAUGGGCUUGCUUCUGCCAGCAAUUGCCAGCGCUUUUGCAACUUUUGGCAAGGGGUGUGCGGGUUUGGAGCUGGGGGGGAGAGCGAAGAAGCGCUUCCUGUUCAUGCAGAACGCCCCCUUUAAGCCAAGGCUUUUUGAUUGGCUGGAGAUGUGCCGCUCCAGCUGCAUUCUGGCCAUGAAUCUGGAUGCAGAGCGUCGAUUGAAAACGCCGCUCGCAAGGUUGAGAGCCCCGACAUUCGUCCUUGGUGCAUUGGGAACGACACCCACGUGUUUGGAGACUUGGGGCCGCGACCCACGGCCACUGUGUCGGAGUAUAAGUAUUAGAAGUUGCAGAUACAUGUAGUCCUCAAAAGGAAACCAUAACCAAUCUGAGCUAGCUAACCACUCAAGCUGAGACACACAGCCAAUGAUGUAACGUAGUAUGUACAUGUAUCCUGACCUUCAUAGAUAGCUCACGCUCUCUGCAUAAGAGAUGCCAAAGGACUGGGCCCUGGCGGGGCAGCAGCGGGGGCUGGCUGAGGAGCUAUUCAUUCCGCCGACCAACUUUUCCAUGGUGGACACAGGGGUGUACCGGAGCGGAUAUCCCAACGCUAGAAACCUGCCCUUCCUGAGCACGCUGGGCCUGCGAUCUAUAAUCUAUCUUUGCCCUGAUCCAUAUCCGGACCACAUGACCGAGUUCGUCGAGAAGCAUCAAAUCAAAAAGUUCCACUUCGGGUUGGAGACAAACAAGGACCCUGCACAUGACUAUCCAGAAGAAAUCAUGAAGGGCGCCCUCUUAGUCCUCUUAGAUGUUCGGAAUCGCCCUCUCCUCAUCCACUGUAACAAAGGCAAGCAUCGAACAGGCGCCCUUGUCGGCUGCCUCCGUCGGAUGCAGCGGUGGAUGUUGACACCCAUCUUCGACGAGUAUCGAAGGUUCGCGGGCUCCAAGGCGCGGUUAACGGACCAACAGUACAUCGAACUUUUUGACACGUCGGAUCCGGUAUUUGUGGAUGCGAUGGCGCGAAAUCGUGUGGGGAACGCCGCGCAGAUCGAUUCGGUACAGGAAAAAUCAGGAGCGCCGGUUGAUCUGGUGUCGAGAAAAGAGGAGACGAGGGGCGGGGAAGCCUCGAAAGUAGAAGAACAAGGUAGCACUAGCAGUCGGCAGUCCCUUGGGGAGGACAGCUCGGACUCGGACACGGAAGUGCAUCGGCAGGCUAUGACAUGAGCUUUGUAAUCCGCUUCUCUUGUUUAGGAGGUAGGCGCAUGCAAAUUUCAUGAUCCUUGGAGUUGAGCGCCCAGUCGGUUAGGUGUCCUGUUCCAUGAUUGCUUACAGAGGUGGCAGUGCUCGCAGUUGAAGGUGUAGGCAGCCUGGCAAGAAACUUUCAGUGUUAUGAGCUUCAGGCCGCCUGUUUCUAACUGCAAGAGCUUGUGAAGGAUCCGUAUCGAGCAAUUCAGUUGAUGGCGAGGCUGAGUCCUAAAGUCGAAAAGCCAGAAACUCUCGCUCAGGUUGACGGCAGACUCAUAACUUGCGCGAAAACCUCCAAUUGGCGUGAGUCCGACUAGCCAAAGCCUGCCCAACUUGGUUCCGCAA
Klebsormidium nitens is the source of this 1590-nucleotide messenger RNA. NCBI's taxonomy places the organism in Eukaryota, Viridiplantae, Streptophyta, Klebsormidiophyceae, Klebsormidiales, Klebsormidiaceae. The record is from the annotation of a GenBank genome assembly.